Molecule: messenger RNA, 2579 nt
Organism: Dimorphilus gyrociliatus
Lineage: Eukaryota; Metazoa; Annelida; Polychaeta; Dinophilidae
Source: the annotation of a GenBank genome assembly
AUACGGCAGAUUCGCGUCGUAAUGGGAUUGUGUCACUGUUCUUGCGUUUCAAAACAUAAUGGUUUAACAGCAUUACAAGGACCCGAAGUAUUCCGUAGCAGCAUUAAAGAUAAGAGUGCUGAUUGGAAAUCGUACGAAUAUCCAUUCGAAAAUCUCGUCUUCUCCGGGGGCGGUAUUAAAGGCUAUGCCUAUAUUGGAGCAUUAUACGUAAGUAAUUUUUUUUAAAGAGUAAUUAACAUUGAAAAAAUUUCAACUGCUGACACUGGAAAAUGUUAUUAAUUUAAUUGUAUUUGAUCUUCCAUUUCAACAAGGUAAAAAAGAGGUGUUAAUCCUAUUUCGUUUUGUUAACAUUCUACAAUAGGCUAUGAAAUAUUUGAAAAAUCUUGUAGAUUAUAUUAAAAUAUCCGUGUUUAUCUCUCUACUUGCUUUAAAACAUUAGUUAUAAAAUGUAUAUCCUUAAUCUAUGUCAUCUUUCUUUCAUUCAUUUAAUGUUCAAGAUUCGUUAAUUCUUUGAAUCAGGAAAAAAAUUUGAUUAUUCAUCAAAAAAAAAAAAAGGUUAACAGACGAUAAGAAAAUAACCUGUAUUGUAGGCUUAAAAUCAGAAUGUUAAGAUCGAUUUAUAUAGCACAGUCUGGGGGUUGAACUACAACAAUUGUAUAAUAUUGAACAAUAUAAAGAAGUUCCAAUAAUCAAUUCAUUUUAAUUAGAUGUACUUGAACUUGAAUUAUAUGACUUAUUUUCUAUAUAUCUAUAUCUAUAUACAGUAUAUGCUAUAGACACGCUUGAUUGACGACUGAUAAAACUAGUACUGAUAGUUUCUUAUCUAAUUUAUUAUAAUUAAAUAUUUCUUCAAUCAAUUGAUAAUCUAAUAAAAUCGAUAUCCCUAUCGUCCAAGUAUUUCUUUUAUUUCCCCUUUAACCAAUUCCACAAAUACUUCUUUUAUAGGCUUUCGAAGAAACAGGAAUUUUGAGUAAUAUCAAGGGAGUUUGCGGUACAAGCGUUGGAGCUAUUUGUGCAGCAUUAAUAUCUAUUGAUACUCCUGCAAAAGAAAUUGAAAGGUUGUUCCUAUGCAGUCCGAGAUAUCUUUUUCAAGGUAUAAAUCGAUAUUAUUAAUGAAUAUUGAAUCUGUAAAAACCUCUCCUUUUCUCCAAAUUUAUGAAUGAUUUAUGCAGAUCAAUCAUGUGUUUUUUGUUUAUGGCCGUGGACGCUAUGGAGUAGAUUCGGAGUGCAUCCAGUAAAAAGAUUCUAUCGUAUCUUUGGUGAGCAUAUUGCUAGAUUCGCCGGAGAUGCUGAUAUUACAUUUGCGCAAGUUAAAGCUAAAUUUGGAAAGGCAUUAGUUAUUCCCGUUACAAAUGUUAGUAAAAUGAAAGUAGAAUAUUGUAGCCCUCAAACUACACCUGAUUUACCGAUACGUAAAGCUGUGAGAAUAUCGUUGUCAUUUCCAAUUUUGUAUGCCCCCAUUCAAAUUGAUUUAGGAAUUGGGAGUGGACUCUGUAGUUAUUCGGACGGGGGUUUAAUGGCUCAAUACCCCAUCCAUAUUUUUGACGAAGAGCACGACUUUACAAAAUCAAUGAGAGAUUUAGUAAAACUGAGAAGUGGAAGAAAGUAUACUUUAGAAAGUCAGAAUCAUACACCAAAUCCAUCUAGGCACAGAAUGUCUAGUAAAGAAGAUGGAGGAGAUGUUGAAAGGAAGCAAUCGAUUACAGAUAACACAACCAGAUUAACGCCUGAAGCUUCGCUCAAUACAAAAAGUUUAGGCCUUUAUGUUGUUUGUGAAACGGCUAUUGAAUAUCAAUUAUGGAAGAAGAUGUUCAGCUGCAAUGUUCCUAGAGCACCGAAAGCUGUUCCUAGAACUAAAUUAUCAAAAGCGAGGGUAAAGUUUACAAAAGUCAGUUCAAAGAGAUUCCAGAAAUUUCGUAAGAGACGGGAGUUGAAUAAAGAUGGAGAAGUUGAAGCGGAAGAGGAUAAGCUAAAGUUGUUCGAUUUUAAGGCAAAGAAAACAGGAGCUCAUGGAGAUCCGGUAACCUCUUUUCCAACAUUUGUUAUGGCGACACUGGAAACUAUGCUUGUCAGUCAAAGGAGUUGUCAUAUGCAACCAUUUGAUCAUCAUAGGACAAUUCCAAUCAACACUGGAUAUAUUUGGACAAAUGACUACGACUUUGAACCGGAAGAUAGAGUAUUUUUACUCCAAGAAGGAUACGAUAGUACUGUAAAAUACCUAGAAAAUUAUAUGAAACGUCAAAGCUCUUCCAAAGAGAACAUUGACGAACUAGCAGACGAAGAGGACGACAAAACUUCUUCGUGUUCGGAUGACGCCAGUGACAAAAUCUUUAAAGACGACGAAGUUGAAGAUGAAAUAUUUAAUCCAGUUACCGCACAGUAUGAGCAUUUCGAAGCCUCAGGAACUUUAUCACACGCUCUUGCCUCUGUAGGAAUAAGGAGAAGACUUUCGCACGACAGUUCGCAUUCAAAAUAGAAUUUUUUUUCAAUGAAAAUUUUGACAAAUAAAAACAAAACAAAAUGAAAAUAAAAGAUAAUUUGACCUUUUCCAAUUAAAAUAUUAAAGUCAAAUAAAUCAG